AUGGUUUUAAGUGUAAUCAUAUUUAUUCUUCUAUUAUUUUCAUCAUCAAUUAUAACAUUUGAUGAUUAUUUGGAAAAUUUAUCUGUAAAUACGGGUGAAACAGCAACAUUUAUAUGUGAUCUACCCGAACGAUAUUCUAACAAACCAGUUGAUUUUUAUGGGCCCACAGGACGUUUAUUGGUAAAAAAGACCGGUGAAAAUAUUGGUAGUGAUGAUCGUACACGAUUUAUGCUUGAACAUACAUAUGCUUGGACGUGGACACCACCGAAAAUUGUCGAUAUAACAAUUGAAUCAAAUACUAAUGGAAUACUUAUUGAGAAUGAACAAAUUAUUUUAAAAUGUUUAGCUCGUGGAAUUCCACAACCAAAAAUUCUUUGGGAUAUACCAGAAAAAAAAUUUUUAUCAAAUAAAAGAUAUGAUCGUAAUAUAGUAACUUAUGAUAAUAAAUUAAUUAUAAGAAAUUUUUCACGUACUGCACCAAUGAAUUAUCAAUGUAUUGCUGAUAAUGGGAUACCACCACGCGAUACGCGUACAAGACAUUUAGUUCCAGCUAUUCCACCUGAAAUAAUAGUGCAAUCUUCAUUGUCUCGUUCAUCUUCUCAAAUUUUACUUAGUUGUACCAUAAUAGCACGUCCAUUAACAUCAGCAAAAUGGAAACGAAAUCGUAUUGAAAUAAAUAACAUAAAACGUAUAGAAAUCAACGAUUAUACAAUACAAUUAAUCCUUCUAUUACAAAUUGAUCCAUAUAAUUAUACAAAUAUAUUUGGUAUGUAUGAAUGUCAAGCUGAAAAUCAAUUUAAAGUAGCCAAAGCAUUUAUUAUCAUUGAUGAAUCCAUUCUAUCAAAUAUCACAAUAGCAAAACAAGAGAGAAUAUCAUCAUCACCAACUUAUGCACAAAUUGAACUUUUACUUAAUUGUUCAUUCUGUUUAACAUAUAAUUUCUAUUUAAUAUUAUUUAUGAAUAUGCUUUUUGUUAAUUAUUCAACUGGUUUUUAUAACAAACGAUGA
Messenger RNA from Rotaria sp. Silwood2, 1008 nucleotides. Lineage: Eukaryota; Metazoa; Rotifera; Eurotatoria; Philodinida; Philodinidae. The record is from the annotation of a GenBank genome assembly.